AUGGACGCAUCUCUACGGAGGCUUGUGCUGUCGUUCAACACGGAGGCUUCCAUCGAGGCUUUGCAGCUCAUCGCCCUGUACAAAGACAUGGCAUCGACAAGAAAGCGCAUCCUCAUCAAGCUGGCCUCUACCUGGGAAGGCAUUCAGGCCGCCAAAGUUUUGGAGUCUCAACAUGGCGUUCACUGCAACAUGACCUUGCUGUUCAACUUCACUCAGGCAGUGGCAUGUGCGGAGGCAGGUGUGACACUGAUCUCUCCGUUUGUUGGACGUAUCCUGGACUGGCACGUGGCGAACACCAACCAGAAGACCUUCGAGCCCCUGGAGGACCCCGGUGUGAAGAGCGUGACGCGCAUCUAUGAGUAUUACAAGCGGUACGGCUAUGCAACCGUUGUUAUGGGUGCCUCGUUCCGCAACGUGGGACAGGUGCGAGCCCUCGCCGGCUGCGACCUGCUCACAAUCAGCCCUGCCCUGCUGUCAGAGCUGGCUAACUCAACUGAGCCCAUUGUCCACCACCUGUCCGAAGCAAAGGCCAAGAAGUUGGACUUGAAAAAGGUUGAAGUGGACGAGCCAGCCUUCCGCUGGGAGCUGAACGAAGACCAAAUGGCAACGGACAAGCUGUCGGACGGCAUCCGGAAAUUUGCUGCCGACGCUGUCAAGCUGGAGAACAUUAUCCGUGAGAAGCUCAAGUGAUGACUGCGCAUCUGUUAAAGCCUUGGCAAGUUGAACGACACCUCGGAACGGCCAUUGGCGAUUGGCUCGAUUCGCAUUUCAUGGGCCCCCUCCCAUCAGAUUUUUUUCACUCGGUGUGCCCUUGUGGUGAUAUGCUGGGAGCAAAUUCCAACAAGCAUUGAUAUUUUUAAUGUGACAUUUUAACAACAGAAAGUUUUGCUAUGAUACAUUAAAGCCACGUUUCGCAAUAUACAUGAGACAUGUUUUGUUUGUAGAGAAUAAAAUUAUUUUUUUGUUGGACUUUAAAAA
Rhipicephalus sanguineus (brown dog tick) is the source of this 978-nucleotide messenger RNA. It is a transcript of the gene Taldo, whose product is annotated as probable transaldolase. Lineage: Eukaryota; Metazoa; Arthropoda; Arachnida; Ixodida; Ixodidae. Gene Ontology annotation, cellular component: cytoplasm; intracellular anatomical structure. Gene Ontology annotation, molecular function: transaldolase activity. The record is from RefSeq and is a predicted model, not a curated record. Gene Ontology annotation, biological process: pentose-phosphate shunt, non-oxidative branch; pentose-phosphate shunt; carbohydrate metabolic process.